Molecule: messenger RNA, 562 nt
Organism: Penaeus monodon (black tiger shrimp)
Lineage: Eukaryota; Metazoa; Arthropoda; Malacostraca; Decapoda; Penaeidae
Source: RefSeq, a predicted model, not a curated record
ACCCGUGCGAGGAAGCCGAGCGAGCGCUGCUACACUCUCCGAGCAGGCGCGGGUCGUAUGUGAGGUGUUGCGAAAGGAAACUUUUGUGUUUACCUGUUGGUGAUGCGAAUAUUCUUCGCGACCUGAAUUUCUUCUCGAUAAGUGACACACUCGGACGUGCCUGUAGACCAUCAGUUUGCAAUCAGUUGCUAAAGAUAUUUAAAGAAAGACCUAACUUGUGCGAGCGGCGCCGAGGCCCAACCCAGCGCAAUGUCUCCCAUAGAACAAGAGAAGGACGGCGCCCAGCAUGUCGCCUUCCAACUGAAGGAGAUGCCCGAAGGCUCAGCCGAGGAUGGCAUCGCCUCCUGCCCUUCCGGAGACCCUGCGGAGACCGAGGACGACGAAGAGAGGGACAAGCUGCCGUUCCUCAACCACACCAGGUACUCCACCGUCUCCGCCCCGGGCAUGCCGACGAUCACCUCCAAGUCGUCCUUCGCGGGCCUCGUGUCCAAAGCCUCCUUCAGCGGUCUCAGUUCCAGGCCCUCGAUGGUGUCCCUCCGCUCCACCAUCUCGAGGGUCAACA